Messenger RNA from Heteronotia binoei (common prickly gecko), 1686 nucleotides. Its product is annotated as tubulin alpha-3 chain-like. The record is from RefSeq and is a predicted model, not a curated record. Lineage: Eukaryota; Metazoa; Chordata; Lepidosauria; Squamata; Gekkonidae. Gene Ontology annotation, biological process: microtubule cytoskeleton organization; mitotic cell cycle. Gene Ontology annotation, cellular component: microtubule; cytoplasm. Gene Ontology annotation, molecular function: GTP binding; structural constituent of cytoskeleton.
AUGAUUCGUUUAACUUUUUUUAGUGAAACUGGAGCUGGCAAACAUGUACCCAGAGCUGUCUUUGUGGACCUUGAACCCACUGUGGUUGAUGAAGUACGUACAGGCACUUACAGACAAUUAUUUCAUCCUGAGCAACUCAUUACUGGGAAAGAAGAUGCUGCUAACAAUUAUGCCAGAGGCCAUUAUACCAUUGGAAAAGAGAUUGUUGAUCUAGUGCUAGAUCGCAUACGCAAGUUGGCUGAUCUGUGCACAGGUCUUCAGGGCUUCCUCAUUUUUCAUAGCUUUGGAGGAGGUACUGGUUCAGGGUUUGCUUCUUUGCUCAUGGAAAGACUCUCAGUUGACUAUGGCAAAAAGUCCAAAUUGGAGUUUGCAAUUUACCCAGCUCCACAAGUAUCUACUGCUGUGGUAGAACCUUACAAUUCCAUCUUGACUACACAUACAACAUUGGAGCAUUCUGACUGUGCCUUCAUGGUAGAUAAUGAAGCUAUAUAUGAUAUCUGUCGACGCAAUCUUGAUAUUGAGCGACCAACUUAUACUAACUUAAAUCGUCUUAUCGGUCAGAUAGUUUCAUCUAUCACAGCAUCACUCCGUUUUGAUGGUGCUCUGAAUGUAGAUCUGACAGAAUUUCAGACAAAUCUUGUCCCUUACCCACGAAUCCAUUUUCCCUUGGCAACAUAUGCACCUGUAAUCUCAGCUGAAAAGGCAUACCAUGAGCAGUUGUCUGUUGCUGAAAUCACUAAUGCCUGUUUUGAACCAGCCAAUCAGAUGGUAAAAUGUGAUCCUCGCCAUGGCAAGUAUAUGGCUUGUUGUAUGUUAUAUAGAGGUGAUGUUGUCCCAAAAGAUGUCAAUGCAGCCAUCGCAACCAUCAAGACAAAGCGUACCAUUCAGUUUGUGGAUUGGUGUCCUACUGGAUUCAAGGUAGGUAUAAAUUACCAACCACCCACUGUAGUACCAGGUGGGGACCUGGCCAAGGUGCAACGUGCUGUUUGUAUGCUGAGUAACACAACUGCCAUUGCUGAAGCUUGGGCUCGCCUUGACCAUAAAUUCGAUCUGAUGUAUGCUAAGCGAGCCUUUGUGCACUGGUAUGUUGGAGAAGGUAUGGAGGAAGGAGAAUUUUCUGAAGCUCGGGAGGAUCUGGCUGCUCUUGAGAAAGAUUAUGAAGAAGUGGGUGUUGAUUCUGUAGAAGCUGAGGCUGAAGAAGGAGAAGAAUAUUAAAAAAUAGUAAUGUCAGAUAAACAUUUUAAUAUCAUACUUCAGUUCACUUGUUGUGUUUCAAAUAAAGUUCUAGCAGUAGUUUAAUAACUGUUUACAAUGAUUUAUAAAUUUUAUAAUAAUUAAUAUUAUCUUGAGAAAAAGUGAGGAAUAACGUUUAUAAAAAAUGCUUAUAUGCCUUUGUCGAGUUUAUGAAAGAAAAAGGACAUGUUUGACCAGCUCCUUCCCCCUUUCCUCUUUCCCUUUCUUUCCUGUGUCUUAGAAAAUCCAUUAGCACAUUUAUACUGAAAGUAAUCACCUUCAAAAUAUAACUGCUUACUCUUAGCAUAUAUAUCUUCAUGGUGUAAAUGAUACUGGAAUAUCAUUGUUCUAUUAUGCACAUGGAGCUUUGGUGCAUGGAGGCUGUCAUGUUACAGUUUCAAUUUAAAAUGCAUGUUAACUAAUAUAUGAAAGAAUGAAAAUCUGUAUCCUGAA